Messenger RNA from Ananas comosus (pineapple), 912 nucleotides. RefSeq lists its product as uncharacterized. Lineage: Eukaryota; Viridiplantae; Streptophyta; Magnoliopsida; Poales; Bromeliaceae. Gene Ontology annotation, molecular function: nucleic acid binding; zinc ion binding. Bases 1 to 912 code for a protein of 303 amino acids. The record is from RefSeq and is a predicted model, not a curated record. The transcript is spliced from 2 exons.
AUGAGUACGCUCAUAGGUGUAGUGCUGCGACAGGAGGAGCAGAUCAAGGAGCUCCAUGAGUUGUUGACGCGACAGGCUGCUGCGACUGCGCCGGUAGCAGCGCGCCGUGUGCCGACAGGAAUGGCAAUGGAUUCGGGGGCAGUGGCCCCUGAUUCUGUGGAAAUGGAGGCGGAGGAAGAGCGGGCUUUGGCGGCCCUUAUGACCUUCAAGAGGUUUGAUCCGCCUGUCUUCGAUGGAGAGAAUGUCGAUCCGUGGAUAGUGGAGAUGUGGAUUGACUCCAUGAAAACGCUCUUCGAGAAGCUGUACACCUUGGAGCGGGACAAGGUGCCCCUAGCUGUGCAUUGCUUGAAGCAGUCAGCAAAGGUAUGGUGGAAAAGCAUUCGGCGGAAUCGAUCGCCUAGUCUCUAUCCUAUGGCAUGGGAUGAGUUUCGGGGAUUGGUAUUUUCGGCUUAUUUCCCCGACACCGAAAGGAGAAAGCUUCAGGACAGGGAUAGGGCCGAUUGGUUCCUGCGUGGACUUCGACCGGAGAUUUACAAGAGGGUGCAAAUCCUUAAGCUCGCGACCUUUGCGGAGGUGUUCGAUCGAGCAUUGUCGGCAGAGUAUGGCGAGGCUUUUGUGCGUGAGGAGCGCGAAUCUCGUAGGCAUGAGCGAGGAGGGGCGAGGCCAUUAUCGAGUGGUUCGGGUGGUCAGUCAAGUUCCAGACACCACUCGAGGUCGUCCUCUACCCGAUCCUCCUCCGGAUGUGUGAUUUGUGGCGGUUCUCACCAGGCGCGGCGAUGUGCGCUGCGUGAUGGACGGUGUAUCCGUUGUGGGCAGCCAGGCUAUAUGCGAGAUGAGUGCCCGCAAGGCGAGAGUCAGGCCUUGAUGUUGGCGACGGCCUUCUCCUCUCUGGAACGGCUUGUAGAUGUGUAG